CCUGUCAUGUGUUCAGAUGUUGAGAAUCUUUUUCUGUAAAGUGGAAGCAGCCAGAGCAACACGCCAAAAAACUCACUGCAGCCUCGACCGCCUGUAUGCAGUGAGCCCCAUGACGCCCUCCUCAUUCUGCUGAGCUACUGUACAUCUACACUGGAGAUGUAUUUUCUAUCCAUUUUUCUUCAAGUUCUCAUCCUACUGUCAGUCACUGCAAAUGUCUGGUCCGAGGAAACUUGUCCGCAGGCUCCCGUCAGCUCAUGUGCCGACUGCAUCAAGUCUGGCCCAUACUGUGCCUGGUGCAAACAUGUGAACUACACGAAAGCAGGAGAUCCCGUCGCUACUCGUUGCAGCACCCGUGCUGAUCUUCGAGAAAAGGGAUGUCUUGAGACGGACAUCAUCUAUCCAGAAAACAGUUACAGGCCCGUCAAGCAAAAACCACUGACGAAAACUGACCAACCUGGAAGUGUUGACCCAGUCCAGGUUCAGCCUCAGGAGGUUAAACUUGAUCUUCGACCAGGCCUUCCUCAGACGAUUCAGAUGAAGUUCAGGAGAGCCGAGGGCUACCCAGUGGACCUGUACUACCUGAUGGACCUCUCCAACUCCAUGGAGGACGAUCUGGAGGCCCUAAAGACUCUUGGAGCACAACUAGUGCAGGCACUGCAAGAGAUAACUGGUGGCAGUGGCAAAGCAAGAAUUGGUUUUGGCACAUUUGUGGACAAGACGGUUCUGCCAUUCACUAAUACCAACAAAGAAAAACUUAAGGUUCCUUGCCCAAAGAAAUCAGUACGUUGCCAACCACCAUUUGGUUACCGUCACAUUGUCAGCCUGACAAAUGACUUCGAUACGUUUAAUAGAGAGGUAGCCAAACAAAACAUCUCUGGCAAUCUUGACACUCCAGAGGGUGGCCUGGACGCAAUCAUGCAGGCCGCAAUGUGUGAGUUGGACAUUGGCUGGGGAAACGCCACACGCUUGUUGGUUUUAGCCACUGACGCUGGCUUCCAUAUGGCUGGGGAUGGAAAACUGGCAGCUAUUCUGGAACCAAACGACGGGACAUGCCACAUGAAACACAACAUGUAUAGCAAGAGCAAUUUACUGGACUACCCAUCAGUCGGCCAGAUUGCACAGGCUUUGCAGAGCAAAAGGAUUCAGCCCAUUUUUGCUGUGACGAGCGAAGUGACGAAAGUGUACGAAGAGCUGACCAAGUUGAUUCCAAAGUCAGAAGUGGGAACACUAAGCGGGGACUCUAGUAAUGUUGUGGGUUUAAUCAGGGAUGCCUACAACAGACUCUCCUCAAAAAUUAUCGUGACUCAUGACUCGCUGCCUGACAAAGUCAAGGUGGAAUAUACAUCGCCACCUGGUUGUCUUAGUGGAUCAACAACCCCGCCGCCUGACCAAGGUGUCUGUGAGGGAGUGAAGCUAGGACAAGAGAUCACUUUCAACAUUACGGUGACAGCAGAGGAAUGCUUGAGCGAUGUUGCUUUUGUUGUGAGGCCAAGUGGCUUCAAUGAGAAACUGACCGUAGGCAUCUCCACCCGCUGUGAAUGUGAAUGUGACGACCCGAAUGUGGAGAAUCAUCCACAUUGUAAUGACCAAGGAGAAAUCAAAUGUGGAACGUGCCAAUGCAAUAAGGACUUCACCGGUCAAAGGUGUGAGUGUGACCAGACGCAGAGGGACGACGCAGCGCUGAAGGAGUUGUGCAAAGCCCCCAACAGCACCACAGAGUGCGAGGGCCGCGGAGAGUGCAUCUGUGGCCUUUGCGAGUGCCACAAGAACCUGAUCUCGGGCAAGCGCUACUACGAAAAGUACUGCCAAUGUGACGACGAAAACUGCAACAGGCACAACAAUCAGCUGUGCUCAGGACCAGAUCAAGGUACCUGUCAGUGUGGGACAUGUAAAUGUAAAGCUGGAUAUGAAGGCGAUUCCUGCCAAUGCAAGACGUCAAAUGAGUCUUGCAUCACCUCAAAAAACACCAUUUGCCACGGGCGCGGGAAAUGUGUGUGCGACAAGUGCGUCUGUGAAAGAGGGUACGAAGUACCAACACACUGUCUGAGCUGUCCCAGUUGCACCAAGCCAUGCACAGAGUCAGUGAAAUGUGUUGAGUGUCUUGGCUUUUCCAUCGGUCCAUACAAAAAAAACUGCUCAGAAUCCUGCAAGCAUCUGCAGAACAAAACUGUGGAACGAAAGGAUGAUCUAGAUCACGCAAUGCUGAGUGUCUGUGAGGAAAGGGACUCUGAAAACUGCUGGAUCACCUUCACCUUGGAGGAACUGGAUGGAUUCGACACGUACAAAGUCCAAAUACUUAAGGAAAGAAACUGUCCUACGCCGCCAAAUAUACCGGCCAUAGUAGCAGGAUCUGUGGCGGGGGUGGCCCUCAUUGGGCUGCUCAUACUCCUCAUCAUCAAGGCUCUGCUCUACGCAAGAGACCUGAAGGAGUGGAAGAAGUUCGAGAACGAACGGAGGAAGACAAAAUGGGCCAACGCUGACAAUCCCUUGUUUAAGGAGCCAACAACAACGGUGAUGAAUCCUACAUUCUCUGGAGAGUAAACUCAAGUCAACCAGUCAGACCCCAGGUACUUAGUAACAGGUGCAGGUGAAAGAAAUGUAAUGUACUGAUAAACUAAUGUAAAUUUGCUUGCGUGGCACAGGUUAGUGGGGUUGAUUGGCUGUGCUCAGAGGGGUCAGGGGCUCUGGAUUUUGAGCAAAAGAGGAAAUUUCCAUUUUAGAAAAGUAGCACCUAUUUUACCUGCUACAUUUCAGACAGACGGUGUCAUCAGGGCUCUAAAUUAAUGUUUCUUAUCACCAGCUAAAAUGGCUAGUAGAUGUUAAACUCACUAGCCAAAAAAACCCCACUCACUAAUGGGUCGAAGUGGCUAGUAAAGUGGUGUUUUCUACCAGGCAAAUUGAAAUUUCACCAGGAUUUGGCUGGUUGGACGGUGUUAAUUUAGAGCCCUGGAUGUCAUUAAUUCAGCGGCCUGACUAUUGUAAUGUACUGUAUAUACUGUAUUAGGAUCAGCAGAACAAGAAAAUAGUUGGGUUAAAUUAUUGAAUGUGGUUUUGACUUUCUGUAGUGGGAAUUGACAUGAUUCAGUGAAAAUUUGUAUUGUUUGUGUUCUUAUGUCAUUAUGUUUUUUUUGUAUUUAAGUUGAUCAAAUGUAUGAAUGCUCAGAAAACAUGUUUUAGAAAAGUGGUCAAACGGCACAACUGAAUACACAGUAGCCUACAGUAAUUGAUACAUUUGUCUCUGGAGGUCUUGAACAGUGUUUAUGUAUAUUUUUUUGAUGAAAUCUUUCAAAUCGUGUUUAUAUUUCUCCAGUCUAAGAAACAAAUCCAAAUAAGAAUUUAAAAAGUUACAAAGAGGUUGUAUACCACAACUGUUAAGUGGAUUGGUUUAUUAAAUUUAGUUUGAGUCAAUGUUUCUUUAAUUUAUUUAUUUUGUCAGAGUAAUUUUACUCUGCUUUUUGCAGCUUACAAAUUUGUUGUGGAUUUUAAAAAGAGAAAUUGCAUAGUGACAGAAUGUGUGAAAUUACUCUUAUGAUGCAAGGAAACUGUUCAUAGCAUAUAUAACUGUGCUUAAAUCGUCUCAAUAAACAGGCUUUUUCACUCA
Messenger RNA from Engraulis encrasicolus (European anchovy), 3601 nucleotides. RefSeq names its product integrin beta-2-like. Gene Ontology annotation, cellular component: integrin complex; focal adhesion; cell surface. The record is from RefSeq and is a predicted model, not a curated record. The transcript is spliced from 16 exons. Lineage: Eukaryota; Metazoa; Chordata; Actinopteri; Clupeiformes; Engraulidae. The coding region runs from base 157 to 2541 and encodes 794 amino acids. Gene Ontology annotation, molecular function: integrin binding; amyloid-beta binding. Gene Ontology annotation, biological process: integrin-mediated signaling pathway; cell-matrix adhesion; cell adhesion mediated by integrin.